UGUGCCGGCUAACUGGCACGUCGCGGUUGUCGCCACCACAGCCGCCGACGCCGUAGCUUUGAUUACGUGUGUUAGUUCGGUAUACAGCUAUGAACACGGUUAUUUCCCGAGCCAACGCGAUAUUCGCAUUUACGCUAAGUGUAUUAACAGCGCUAACUUUCUGCUGCUUUUUGUCCACGGCAUUUCACAGAUACCAGUCAGAAGUUGAACUGCAGGCCAUCAAAGCUGUUGUGAAGAACGUCCAGGACUUCAGUACAGCAAGAGGAAAGAAUGACCUGGGCUUUGUCACAUUCGACCUUAAAGCCAAUCUUACCGACCUGUUCAACUGGAACGUGAAGCAGCUGUUCCUGUAUGUAACUGCAGAGUACGAGACGGAGAGCAACGCACUUAAUCAAGUUGUCUUAUGGGAUAAGAUCAUCAGGCGGGGAGAUAAUGCCAUUUUGGACUACAAGAACCUAAACACAAAGUACUACUUCUGGGACGAUGGCCAUGGACUGAAGGGCAACAGGAAUGUGACGCUCACCCUGUCCUGGAACGUCAUCCCCAAUGCAGGCAGCCUGCCCAACAUCCUGGGCACAGGCAUGCACUCGUUCUCCUUCCCAGUGGAGUACACCACCUCAAGGGUUUAGGCACCUCAGUGGUUGUAAAUUAUAUUAACUUCAUUGUACAAAUGGCGGCACAACAUAUUUCCAGGGAGCAACAAAAUGGAGGGGGAAAUAAAUGGUGUUUUUUUCUAUCA
This is a messenger RNA of Dermacentor silvarum, 739 nucleotides long. RefSeq names its product signal peptidase complex subunit 3 (gene Spase22-23). Gene Ontology annotation, cellular component: membrane; signal peptidase complex. The coding region runs from base 90 to 629 and encodes 179 amino acids. Gene Ontology annotation, biological process: protein targeting to ER. Lineage: Eukaryota; Metazoa; Arthropoda; Arachnida; Ixodida; Ixodidae. The record is from RefSeq and is a predicted model, not a curated record. The transcript is spliced from 5 exons.